GAAAGGAAAUUUUUUUUUUCUGGGCUUAAAAUUUAUGUUGUUCCAACACCAGGUAAAAUUUAGCCCAUCACAUGAGUUUGCAUUAGAUGUGAAUGGGGGCCAAAAUCCCAAGAAUUUAGAGAGUGAAUUGAUAUUUCUGUUUUAUUUCAGCAAACUCCAGAAGACAAAGAGAGAUAGCAGGUGGCUACAAGGAGUGACUGGUGAAUGGUUUGAAGAAAUUCAAAGAAAAAAGUUUUGCAAUGAAACAGAUGUUAGCCAAAUGUUAAAACAACCACUUAUGUGCAGGCUCAGCAGGGAGAUGGCAAAAAAUGAUCCUGUGGAAUUACAAACAUCAAGAUCUAAAAAUCUACCUAAUAAAAAAACCCCAACAUCCUUUUCUUCUCGGCUGAGCUUUGGAUCAUCGUUUGCUUCCCUGUUCUCAUUCAGAAAACCCAGAAAGGAGUCUUUAAAGCUUCCAACACUGGCCCAGAAAGGAUGUGAUGGGCUUGCAGGACCUCCUGUGUCUGUGAAGGGAACUGCUGGGGCAAAAAUACACAGUUCACUGCUGGAAAAUCAACCAGUUGACAGUGCAUUUGUCCCCAAGCCAGCAGGCAUGAGGGAGGGAAGUGGCAUGUCUCCGUGGGACACCUCUCUGCUGGAGAAUGAGUUUUUCCGUGUUUUAGAUGAUUUGGAUAGCACACUGGCUCGGGAACAAUCUCCAAGCUCAGUGAAUACUAGAACACCCUUCAACUAUGAAUCACGAACACAGUUCCGUCGUUUUUACUCCCGUGGGAACAGACCCGGUAAUACCACAGGAAGACACAAAAAUUGCUGUAAUGAAACUUCCAAUAUGUCUAUCUAUGACAUCCUGAGACCAGGAGCACCUAGGGAAGGUUUUGAUACCUUUUCUCCUAGAGCAAGGACAAUUUUUGAUACAUAUAGGACAAGGAAGCCCAGAGUCCUACAAGAAGAUUAUGUUCAAAAGAAUACUUUUGGUAGUUCUUCUCUGUGUUUUGACAGCAGGCAACGAUCAGCCUUACCAGCCACAGGGUAUUUCACAGCAAGAAGCUUAUAUUUUCCAGCCACAGCUCAGAACAGGACUGGGUUUAUACCACAGAGACACCAGCGGAGCCCAAAGAGAACUCCCUUAUCAUCCAUCAUAUGGAAUAGAUCAGAUUCUUUAAGAGAUGGACAGAACCAGGAAGAGUUCCUGAGGGCCCCAUCACCUAUGGAAAUUGACCCUGCUGAUCAAUAUAUGUACCAUAGGUGUUUCCAGGAGAACGGGAGAUAUGAAUUUUACCAUUCACAGAGUAUUUACCAAAGUAUUGGUUUAAACACCCCCCUAGACAAUAGAAUGAGUCCUGACCCAUUCGAGAACUCAGAGAAUAUGCCAUUCUACCAUCAAGACAACCCAUUCUCUAGGUCUUUCUUUAGCAAUACCUUUGGACGAGGUAGAGAACAGAGAUUUGGACAAAGUCCUUUUUGGGGCCAACAGGAAGAUCAUUCUUCCUGGUCUGACUUUUAUCAAAACAGGAAACCUUUCACUUCUUCUGACAGAGACUUUGAAAUGAUUUCCAUUGAGGCAAAUAGUGCAUCAGCUGCUUGUGGCCAUAGUGUCCCUUCUCAACGCUGGGGAUCAUUUUCUCCUGGUUAUGGACCAGAUGUUUCCAGAGACCAAGAAGAGCCAUGUCCCUGGCAGUUUGAUUUUCAGACAUCCACACUGGAGAGCAUGGAGGUGUCACAAGGCAAUGGGAACCAGUUGACUCCUCAUUUCGGCACACCAAAUGUUUGUCCUAUGACUGAUUCAAGAUAUCAUAUCAAAUCUGGUGGGUUGAAAUGUCUACAGGACCGUUCUCCUAGAGAAGGACAUUUGAACAAAGAAGCUUACUCACUUGAAAUUCCUCAGCCUUUAGCAUCCUCAUUCAAAACUUCCGUCUCCCAGAUUUCAGAUGACAAAGGGAACCCUCAAAGUUCCAAUUUUCAGAAUCCCACAGUCACUUUGCAGGAAAUUAUUCCCGAUAAACCUGUUUGUUUUCCAAUAAGAAGCCAUACCGAAGUCAUUGUGACCAACAAUGAUUUUACUGAUCCUCCACCUCUUGCUGGAAUCCAACCUAGUAUCUUAGUCACAGACGAGAAGAAUGAGAAGGGCUUGCAUGACUCUACUGUAGAAAAGUACAAACAACUAAAUGAAAUGGACCAGACAAACAUGACAGGUGAAACACCACAACCUGUUUUACAGACAGGGAUCUCUAACCCCUUACCUGAUUUUCAAAAUCCCGUGUCCCAGGACUCAGACGAGGAGAACAAUCAGUUUGUUUUUAAUGCAUCUACCACAGUAAGUUCAAAGAGGUCACCCAGAGUCCUUCCCAGGAAAGAGAUCUCCAAAAUCUGCAUAUCACACAGAGAUAAAGCCAAUGAACUUAAAAAAGAAAAGAAUUUUUCUGGAAACAGAAAACUUGGUUCAGAAACUUUCUCUCUUUUUGUUCAGGACCGCAGAACAUCACCGUCUUUUCCCAGCCCAAAUCAAGGUUGUCAUCGGGAAUUAACAAUACGUAAUGAAGAUUUAGUUUUUAAUGAAGAUAUUUCAAUCAUUAUUAAAAAUAACCACUGGAGCACUGAAUCUACUAAUAAUCAAAACCCACAGUCUCCAGAAGAGUCUGUUAUUUUAGAUUCUGAACGAGAGCAAUGUAGCAUAACCCAUUCUAUCAACUGCAACAGGUCUGCGGCCAGCCACAAUGUCUCAUGUAAUCCCUUAGGCCUGUCAUCAGAUGUACCACAAGAUUCCUUACCAUUGAGUAAUUCUUUCCUUGAUGCUCUGGCGAUUCCUUCUACCACAGAGUUCUCAAGGAGAAGUCCUUCAGGAAACGAUCCAUCUCUGGGAGAAAGAGAAGAAAAAGACAAUGCUAGCAAGAACCAAAAUAAUCAGUUUGCUAUAAGCCCGAUAGAAAGCCAAAAGAAUAAUGAUAAUUGUGUGCCUAUACAUGAUAAAAUGGUUGAUGUUGUCAAAUGCCACUCACACCAUCCUUUCAGGGAUGGAAAGGGAAAAGGAAAAAUAAGACGUCGUGUAUCCUGUGUUGAAAACUUAAGCAAACCAGAAAGUAGAUUAACAUCCACAAAGGACAGCAGUAACCUCAGUGAGGUGAAUCAAGGCAAUUCCAAGGCUCCUGAACCUUACACAAUUUACUGUACCUUACUGAGAAAAUCACCCAGUUUUCUCAUCAAUAACAGGAGGUCAGAAAGUAAUGUAAGGGCUGCUUCAUUUAGGAAUUGUCCACUUCCAUUCCAAAUCAAAAAUGAUGUGGAAGAUCCAAUCAGGAAGUAUACAUCAAACAAAAUCAGUCCCAGUUCUCUUGAGUCAGACAGCGAAUAUUCCAAAGUAGUUUCAGACUCAGUUCCAGUAGCACCUGCAGCAGAAAAGAGGAUGACAAAUAUGAAAAGCAUUGGAUCUGUUUCUGUUAGAAAAGGAGCACUUCCUUUCCUCAUCAGGAGGGCUGUGUCAUGUCCUUCAGGGGAGCCAUAUUCCUCAACCGGAAAUGAUGAAAGAGGAAAAUGCUCAGUCUCAGACACUGAUGCUUCUGCUCCAUCACAAAGGCCCUGGGAGAGAGUCACUAACACUCUGGAAAGUGACUCGUCCAUUAGGGAUUGUUCUUUAACUAAAAGCCACCAUCAAAACGAAUACCCUCAAGAAUACACUGAAAAGGAUGAUAAAAUUGUAGCCUCCAGGACAGGUAUAUUUUCCCUUCCAAACAAAGACCCUUUACCUUUUUCCUCAGAAGUGUCAGGAAAGGAAAGUGGGACAGCAUUACAGAAGUAUAAAACCACUAGCGUGUUUUCUGUUUCUGGUGAUGAUGAUAAUAUAAAAUGUCUUGAGGUGGUUUCAAUAUAUUAUACUCUCCCAAGGAAACACAGCAAAAAAUUCUGUAACCUCCUUGAAAAGUAUACACAACAUACUGAUUCAAUUACAGAAUCACCCAGAGUGGGGACUGAAAUAUUUCCUAAUGCUUCACAAAACGACAAACUAAAUUAUUCUACACGAGAGCAGUCAGGAACACCUUCAUCUGAAGAUCAAAAGAUGCCGGGUAACUCUGCUCAGGAGAACAGCCCUUAUCUUUCUUAUGCAACUGCAAAUGUGACUGUUUUACAGUUACCAAAUAGUGGGUCCUCAGAACCUACAUUACAGGAAAUGGCUUCUGUUGAGGCAAGUGUUUCUCUUCCUAAAGGAGAAUCUGAAAGUAGGGAGAUUUUCCCAGAUAACUUUACUAAAACACUUCUAAGUGAUUCACGAAGCAGAAAAAAGAAAGGAAAAAAAUUGCAAAGGGAAAUCCUGCAUAGUUCAUCAAUGGUUCAGGAAAAAGUAUUUACAGAGGAAAAAUUGGAAAAUUGUCAGCAAUCCAUUAAAUCAGGUAAUGAUGGUCCCUGUAGUCUCUCAGCCUGUUCAGACGAUAAUGUUGAAAAUUCUCAAACUAUAAGAUGUUCUGGGGAGAAUGUAGGUAGUGGUAAAGCUAUUACAUCUACUGGAAGUGGAAAAUGUCCCCUGGAAGAUAUCAGCACAGCCAUAGCUGUAGAUGAUAGCUCCAGUGGGUUGCAGACUAGGGAAGUAAGAGGGAAGAUUGGAACAGAUUGCCAACAAAUGACUGAUAAAACACUUUCUGAUUCAGAAAACCAUGUCUUUGCUGUUACUCUAGCUUUGCAUAAGCUACAAUUUGAUGAGGAGACUUUUUUAGGUAGACCAGAUGUAGAGAGUUUGCAGUCUGAACCCAAGGAACUACCUCAAAAAAGUCAAGAGGUAAAUAAGACAGAGAGCAGGAAGGCUAAAGAUGAAAUACAGAGAUUGGAAUGGGAUCAACUUUCACUUUCUGGAGGGAGUAACGAAAAUAAAGCCAGUUUGGAUGACCUAGAAAAAGGAAAAAACAGGUCUGCAGUUAAACACAAAUUGGUGACCAUGUCCAAAGCAAGCAGAAAAUUCCCUGUUAAAGAUUUAAGCCCAAGAAGACAUGUAGCUACUAUUUUCACUGAAAGUGGGAGAAGGUCUAGUAUUGGAGGUUUAGCUCCUGGCACACGAGAGAGCAACCCACUGAUCCCUGAACCCACUCCAACGUCUGCAGAGUCCACAGAUGGAAGCAGAAGACUGAGUAAUGAUGGAGUUGAUAUGGAGAAAUUUGAGACCCCUCUCCAGGUUACUGUAAUAUCCAACAGAGAACUUUCUGUGUGCUUACGUGAUCAGAAGUCUAACGUCAACAUUUCACAACCACAUUGGAGUGAAUUUAAGAACAUCUCAGAGGCAUUACCAAAGAAUGAAAAUUCUAUAGAUGUAAUAGCAGCUCAGGCUUUGGAAAGAGAGUCAGGAACUCUGGACCAGCCCACAUUCAUCAGCCUCAGGGAAGCAGGGUUCUCUGACCGUCAGAAGAGGUUGAGCCCUCCUUGUCCAGUGGAGCCCGCAUGCAAGUCUCCUGCAAUAAGCAUUCCAGAGGCCAGAUGUGAGCAGCAACAAAGGAGUGCUUCAACUCCUGAGUGGGAACUUGAGCCACACAUGUAUCGUUCAAAGAGUGUAAGAAGCAUCAGUGUACAUGGCGAUAAGCUAUACAAAAAUCACCCUCCAAAAGUCAGAGAGCGCCAUUUUUCUGAAAGCACAUCUAUUGACGAUGCCCUGAGUCAGCUGGCCCUUGGGAAUGAAUUCUCUGUCAACAAUGGGUACAGUCAAAGAUUCAAAUCUUUUUCUGAACUUCCCUCCUGUGAUGAAAAUUGGGCUUUGUAUAGUGACAGGCCAAAAACAGGUCCCAAGUCAGCAACAUCUAUAUCCAGACCUAUUGACUAUGGGAUUUUUGGGAAAGAACAACAGUUGGCUUUCUUGGAGAAUAUAAAGAGGUCACUCACACAAGGAAGAUUAUGGAAACCAAGUUUUCUUAAGAACCCUGGCUUCCUGAAAGAUGAUAUAAUUAACCCUCCCAACCCACUAGUGUCAUUAAGCUCAAAUUCUAACAGUCAGAUACCAGAAGAUGGCUUAUCUUCAAUUGAACGACUCGAUAUCUAUGAGGAGCACCCAGUGGACUCAGAUUGUGACACAGACACAACCACAGAUGAUGAAUACUACCUGGAUGAAAAAGACAAAGAGUCAGAACUGUGAGGUUUUUUGUUUUUUCCAAUAAAACAAAUAACCUUUUCACCAAAAUCUUGUAAUAAAGUAUAAAUGUGUAUGUUGAUGGUAAGGAUAGAUACAAAAGAUCUAGUCUGGACGGUGGUUCCCCGAAACAACCCAGGCUCCCUUUUUUUCUUCCACACCCUGUAUAUACAUUCCUGAGUUCCAGCACAAUGAAUGCUGUUUUGAGGGCUUCUUUGCUGUUUUCUGUCCCCUGCGUAUGUUCCUUGGCGUUUGUUUCCCCCCAACUUAAUCUCUAAUGCAUGGUCCAAUUUUGGCUUUCUGCUUUAUUUUUUCCCUAACAUUUUUACACCUUUCUUUGUGAUUUACAGCCAUAAUAUCCUGGGCAUGUACAAAGCUUAUUAAUUACCCAGCACAAAACCCUCUAUUGCCUUUUCCACACCCUAUACUCAUGACAUUAAAUAAAAUGUAGGGAUCAUGACAACAGAAUAAAUAUUAUCAUCCUCUUUGACUCAUCAACAUUUAGGCGGUUUAGAGGGGUUUUUUUUUUUUCCUUUCAAACAAAGAUAAGGGAAUUUUUAUUUAGAACAUCCUGUUAUAUCCAUAGUAGAGCCAGGGAGGCACGUGUUUGAAGCAUAAUUUGAGGUGACAGGUGAAAAGCUGAAUCCCUAGCUAGCCAGUAAAAAAAAAAAAAAAAAAAAA
This is a messenger RNA of Loxodonta africana (African savanna elephant), 6778 nucleotides long. RefSeq names its product exophilin 5 (gene EXPH5). Gene Ontology annotation, biological process: positive regulation of exocytosis; positive regulation of protein secretion; multivesicular body sorting pathway. The transcript is spliced from 5 exons. Gene Ontology annotation, cellular component: endosome. The record is from RefSeq and is a predicted model, not a curated record. Bases 35 to 6103 code for a protein of 2022 amino acids. Lineage: Eukaryota; Metazoa; Chordata; Mammalia; Proboscidea; Elephantidae.